CCGUAUAAUUUAUUGUCCAAACCAGGGCGCUUUUGAGAAAGGAUGCAAUAUUAAUAAUUAUGCCAGGACAACAGAUAUAAACCAAGACUGUCCCAGGGAGAGCAGGACAUCUGGUUCCCCCUAUGUAGGUCUAAGGUGGGCACCAGGCAUCUGAUUUCCCAUCAAGCUUCCCAAGUGAACUGGACUCUCUGUAAGGGCACGAUUUGGCUGCACUUACUGGGCCUAUCCGGAGCAGGUGUAUUUGGGGAAGGCUCAAAUCUACUUGGAGAAACCCUCACAACCCCGUGAGACGUAACAGCUAACAUUUAUUAAAUGCCAGGUCCCACAUGUGCUGAGUACUUUACAGACGCCAUCUCAGUUCUCGCCAGGUGGACUUCUCUUCCAUUACAGGAAACUACAGCUUAAAGAUGUCGAACAACUCCUUCAAGGCCACACGUCCAGGGCGGAGGAUACAGGUCUGAACCAGCCAUACUCAUGAACACCCUAGUUCAUACUAUUUGCCUCGCGUUUUGUUGACACUCCCCCACCCCCACCCAGCUGCACGGGGCCAGGCAUCAUGCACACCGGAGGCUGCGCGCAGCCCAGCCCGGGUACCUGCAGUCUCUGGCUCCACUUGGGAAAUGCAAGGCGAACGGCAGAUGGCAACCUUGUGUUCGUCUCAAGCCACUGUUGAGGUCAGUUUACUAAGGAGGCCCGACGGAGGUGGGGCUAUUGAGUCGUCUGGCAGCCUCUGCCCAAGAAUCCUGUAGGGAGCCGCGCGUGGGGGAACCUAGCAACUGUAUCUCCUGCUGGGCAUUUAUGGCUGGUCUGAGGUCUCAGUGAGGCUUUGCACCGCAACUAGUAGCCAUAGAUAGGUCAGUGUUGGAAGAGCCCCACUGAUGCAUUUUAGUUGCAUUCCUAACUUCGCCAAAGCCACCUUUAUGAUGGCUCCCACGGCUGUUUUAAGUUUCUUCUACUCAGGAACACUUGUAACUUGUGAAGCCUCAUCCUGGGAGAAGAUUCGAUUUGCAUGCAGCCUCGACAUAGAAAAUGGCUGGAAAACAUUCUUGACAGAUGCUCAGAGAGGGUAAGCGACUGGACAUCAAUGACACAGCCGCGCCGGAACUAGGACCCAGGCCCCCGCUACGCCCAGAGCUGCGUCACCACAACCCCGCCCCCGGGCCGGCGUCUUUGCCGAGCGCCCGCAGGUUCCCAGCCCGCCCCGCGCCCCCCGGUGCGCACACUCAGUCCGGCCCGGUUGGUGCACCUCCCACCUAGGUCCUCCAGCCCCAGCGGGUGUGCUCGCGGGGGAAACAGAGGCAGGGAGCGUGCUUGUGAGUUCGUUCCUUCCUCAGUUCACACCCCACGGCCCGCAAAGCUGCCCUGCCCUCCUGAGACCCGCAUGGAAUAGCAGGGAAGGACGGGAGGAAGGGAAGGGGCCGAAAGCAAGCAGGCUAUGAGGAGUCGGCCGGUUCUGCCACACUCAAGAUGGCGGCGCGGCAGCGGCGAGGUCCCUCAGAGGCGGUACCGGCGCAUGCGCAGCGCGGAGUCCCGGCCCGGGACACAAGAUGGCGGCAGCGGCGCUGGGGAGGGCGAGGCGGAGGCGGCAAAACGGGAGGUCGAGCAGAACGUGUAGCCGCGUCCCCUCCAGUCCGCUCCGGGCAGUUGCUGAUGCGAGGAGGUCCCUGGGCCCCCGUUCACUCCACUGCUGACCCGGCCACCCACCUGCGCUGAGCCUUCCUGCAGGCCUCCCCCUGCCUCUGUUGGACCCUGUGACGUGGGGGUCCACCUGGUUGGAGAAGAAAACCCUCUCAUGCUAGCAUUGCAGACCCCAGAGGGUGAGAAAAAGAGGGACCUUGUCCAGCCUUGAGACCUGUGGGCUCAGCCCCAAGGCAUCGGGAAUCCCUCCUACCCAGAGAAUCAAGCUUUUUCUCCCCUUGCCAAUCAGAGCUUCUGAUCAGCAUGAGAUAAUCAGUGUGACCACAAGGAGUUGAUAAAAUGUCAGCAAGCAAAGAUAACUGAUGGUUAAACAUGGCUUCGUGCUCUUUUUGUGGGUCCGGUGUGGGUGCGGAGAUGGCCAAUGAGAAUCACGGCAGCCCCCGGGAGGAAGCGUCCCUGCUGAGUCACUCCCCGGGCACCUCCAAUCAGAGCCAGCCCUGUUCUCCAAAGCCCAUCCGCCUGGUGCAGGACCUCCCAGAGGAGCUGGUGCACGCGGGCUGGGAGAAGUGCUGGAGCAGGAGGGAGAACCGUCCCUACUACUUCAACCGAUUUACCAACCAGUCCCUGUGGGAGAUGCCUGUGCUGGGCCAACAUGACGUGAUUUCGGACCCUUUGGGGCUGAAUGCGACCCCACUGCCCCAAGACUCCAGUUUGGUGGAAACCCCCCCGGCUGAGAACAAGCCCCGAAAGCGGCAGCUCUCGGAAGAGCAGCCAAGCGGCAAUGGUGUGAAGAAGCCCAAGAUUGAAAUCCCUGUGACACCCACGGGCCCAUCGGUGCCUAGCUCCCCCAGUAUCCCAGGAACCCCAACACUGAAGAUGUGGGGGGCAUCCCCUGAAGAUAAACAGCAGGCGGCUCUCCUCCGGCCCACCGAGGUGUACUGGGAUCUGGACAUCCAGACCAACGCGGUCAUCAAGCACCGGGGGCCUUCAGAGGUGCUGCCCCCGCACCCCGAGGUGGAGCUGCUGCGCUCCCAGCUCAUCCUCAAGCUUCGGCAGCACUAUCGGGAGCUGUGCCAGCAGCGAGAGGGCAUCGAGCCCCCUCGAGAAUCCUUCAACCGCUGGAUGCUGGAGCGCAAGGUCGUGGACAAAGGCUCUGACCCCCUGUUGCCGAGCAACUGUGAACCGGUCGUGUCGCCCUCCAUGUUUCGCGAAAUCAUGAAUGACAUUCCCAUCAGGUUAUCCCGAAUCAAGUUCCGGGAGGAAGCCAAGCGCCUGCUCUUUAAAUAUGCAGAGGCUGCUAGGCGGCUCAUCGAAUCCAGGAGUGCGUCCCCCGACAGCAGGAAGGUGGUCAAAUGGAACGUGGAGGACACCUUCAGCUGGCUGCGGAAGGACCACUCUGCCUCUAAGGAGGACUACAUGGACCGCCUGGAGCAUCUGCGGAGGCAGUGUGGCCCCCAUGUCUCGGCCGCGGCCAAGGACUCCGUGGAGGGCAUCUGCAGUAAGAUCUACCACAUCUCCCUGGAGUAUGUCAAACGGAUCCGAGAGAAGCACCUGGCCAUCCUCAAGGAAAACAACAUCCCAGAGGAGGUGGAGGCCCCAGAAGUGGAGCCCCGCCUGGUGUACUGUUACCCGGUCCGGCUGGCCGUGUCUGCGCCCCCCAUGCCCAGCGUGGAGAUGCAUAUGGAGAAUAACGUGGUCUGCAUCCGGUAUAAGGGGGAGAUGGUCAAGGUCAGCCGCAACUACUUCAGCAAGCUGUGGCUGCUUUACCGCUACAGCUGCAUUGACGACUCUGCCUUUGAGCGGUUCCUGCCCCGAGUCUGGUGUCUUCUCCGACGGUACCAGAUGAUGUUUGGCGUGGGCCUCUACGAGGGGACAGGCCUGCAGGGAUCGCUGCCCGUGCACGUCUUUGAGGCCCUCCACCGGCUCUUCAGUGUCAGCUUUGAGUGCUUCGCCUCGCCCCUCAACUGCUACUUCCGCCAGUACUGCUCUGCCUUCCCAGACACAGAUGGCUACUUCGGCUCCCGCGGGCCCUGCCUGGAUUUUUCCCCGCUGAGUGGCUCCUUUGAGGCCAACCCUCCGUUCUGCGAGGAACUCAUGGAUGCCAUGGUCUCUCACUUUGAGAAACUGCUCGAGAGCUCCCCGGAGCCCCUGUCCUUCAUCGUGUUUAUCCCGGAGUGGCGAGAACCCCCCACACCGGCGCUCACCCGCAUGGAGCAGAGCCGCUUCAAACGCCACCAGCUGGUCCUGCCUGCCUUUGAGCACGAGUACCGCAGUGGCUCCCAGCACGUCUGCAAGAAGGAGGAAAUGCACUACAAGGCCGUCCACAACACGGCCGUGCUCUUCCUACAGAACGACCCUGGCUUUGCCAAGUGGGGGCCGACGCCCGAGCGGCUGCAGGAGCUGAGCACCGCCUACCGGCAGUCAGGCCGCAGCCACGGCUCCAGUUCCUCGUCGUCUUCCUCUGAGAACAAGGACCGGGACUCCGGCCGCGAGCAGGGCUCCAGCCGCGAGCCUCACCCCACUUAACACAUCCUGCGGGGAGGAGGAGCCCCAGGGUGCUGGUACGGACUGCUGGGACUUGGGCCUCUUGGGGCUGAGCAGACCCCAGGACCCUCCCCCUGAGGUGGCAGCAGGGCUCAGGCUGCCAGUGACAUAGGAAGAUUAUGGCUCUGCCAGGGCUCCCCCUCCCUGCCCGAUCCCCUGACUCCUCACCUCAAACUUGCUCCAGCUCCCGUGUAAAUAGGCCCCAUCCCUUCCCUUCCUACCCACCCCCCACCCCCUCAUCCAUACCAUCUUAUUGCCACCUCGUUUCAUUUGUAAAAGGAAAUACAGAAGCCUCCCUAAGAA
Leopardus geoffroyi (Geoffroy's cat) is the source of this 4485-nucleotide messenger RNA. RefSeq names its product phosphorylated CTD interacting factor 1 (gene PCIF1). The record is from RefSeq and is a predicted model, not a curated record. The transcript has 18 exons. NCBI's taxonomy places the organism in Eukaryota, Metazoa, Chordata, Mammalia, Carnivora, Felidae. Gene Ontology annotation, cellular component: nucleus. The coding region runs from base 2011 to 4164 and encodes 717 amino acids. Gene Ontology annotation, molecular function: RNA polymerase II C-terminal domain binding; mRNA (2'-O-methyladenosine-N6-)-methyltransferase activity.